This is a messenger RNA of Trichophyton benhamiae CBS 112371, 1299 nucleotides long. Its product is annotated as O-methyltransferase GliM. Lineage: Eukaryota; Fungi; Ascomycota; Eurotiomycetes; Onygenales; Arthrodermataceae. The transcript is spliced from 2 exons. Gene Ontology annotation, molecular function: O-methyltransferase activity. The record is from RefSeq and is a predicted model, not a curated record. The coding region runs from base 1 to 1299 and encodes 432 amino acids.
AUGGUUGCAAUCACCAAUCCCGCAAUAACGGCCGUUGAGCGAUCCUCCCUUGAAUCUACUCUAAAGACCCUGAUCAGCCAGGUCGAGGCAACGCGGAAUGCUCUUCUGGAAAAUGGCCAAAGGGGCUUGCUUCAAACCCUCCACACAGACAAAGAUCUGCCAGACUCUGCUGUUGAGGCCCUCGCUGGCAAGGCCAUCAACAUCCUACACGAGACUAAACAGCUCCUUGAGCCUGGCCAUCUAGUCCUUGCCGACCACUUCCUGGGAUACGUCAGCACCAAGUGCCUUUGUGCUGCCGUCGAGCUGAAACUCGUUGAUAUCCUUGCAAAUGCCGGAGAAGAAGGCUUGACUAUAGCCGAGCUGGCAGAUGCUAGUGAAGCAAACCCAGACAGACUGCAACAGAUCAUGCACGUCUUACACAACAACCAUAUCUUUGAGUACGACCCAGUGUCGCAUCGGUACCGCAAUAACCGUAUCUCAGCCCUCCUCCAUACCACCCAUUGGACACAGUGGCACAACUGGGUCGACCUCUACGGCAACGAGUUUUAUGACAUUGCUCGAGGAAUCCCCCAGUCCAUUCGCCGUGACGAGAAGAAAUGGGGAGCCCAAAUCAACUUCAAUACCUCCGAUGAUAUGUUCACCUACUUCCAGGCACAAGGCUGGUUGCCACGCCUUCAUAGAACCCUUGGCGGAGGUGCUAUCGCCCAAGCACCUGGCAUCCUCGCUGAUUACCCCUGGCAUGAAUUCGGCUCCCGGACAGUGCUAGAUGUCGGCGGUGGUGGUGGUGGAUUCCUAGUGUCCCUGCUCCGUGAAUAUCCUGACCUGAAGGGGGCGAUCCUGGAUCUUCCUCGCACCAUUGAGCAUGCCACUACUCUCUUCCACAACUCCGAUGGUGCCUACUAUGACCUCAGAGAGCGUGUUCCCCGCGAGAACCUCAUCGGAGGUGAUUUCCUCAAGUCUGUACCCUCGUUUGAAGUGUAUACCAUGAAAUGGGUUCUUCACGACUGGAAGGAUCCGGACGUGAUUACCAUUCUACGCUGCAUUCGUGCUGCUCUGAUUCCAGGCCCAGACAGCCGUUUGGUUGUUUUGGAAUCAAUCCUGUCCGAUGGCCAAUACGGACGUCUCUCUAGAUACGGCGAUAUCAACAUGAUGAUGACGGCCAAUGGACAGGAACGCACGGAAGAGCAAUGGCAGGAACUUGCUGCAGCUUCGGGAUGGGAAAUUUCCAAGAUCUAUCCCCUACGACGGUCCUGGGUUUGUGCUAUUGAUCUCCGGCCAAGGACCGACUGGAAGGCAUAG